UGUUGUGGUUAAAGACAAUCAGUUGCAAAAAGACAAAACAUCAAUUUAUAUCAAUUAGAGCCUAAAAAGGAAGAACAAAAAAUAGGGUAGACGUGAUAAAAGUAGGUGAAGGUCUCCUAAUGGUCAGGAAUCGAUAUUUCAAUGUCUUGUGGCACAAGUUUCCUUUUUUUUGCCGAAAAAGGAGUGGAGAAAUGAGUGCAUUUGUGAAGUGGAUGUUAGUAAUUUUGACCAAAUGGUGCAUCCCAUUAAAAAUAAGACAUUUAUCUCAUGAGAUGUGCACACCAACGACGUCAUAAAAGAGUAUAGAGGCGACAGUAUAUUAGUAAAAAUAAUGCCAAGUGCAACUAAAUAUUGCAUUCAAUAGACAUAGUAUAUUGGUGCGUUCACUGAAGGUCACAUUACACUGCCAAUAACCAUUUAUUUUCUAACCAUUUUCCCGAGGCAGAACUUGGUCGAAGUAAUAUUAGAAUGAAUUUUCCGCCUAAAGUUAAAUAACAGUGUACCAAGUUGUGUGGAUCAUCAAAUGCAUAAAAUGCAGCCGAAUGACUUGAAAAUGUUUACUAUAUUCCUCAGUUGAUGGUGCGAUUUGUAGGUGUCCAAGUGACACGCAUUUUCCCUCCAAUAAUUUUUUUUCUAAUUUCUUUAUACUUUCUUGACAAUUUUUUUUUUGGAAGUAAUAAUUUAUCAAUUCCCUGCCAAAAAAAUGGAUUUUGAUACGGAAGACAGUGGUGAAAAUGAAAAUGUGGCUUUUAUUGAAAAAGUUCUUCAAUCGUGUGAAAAUGAUUUAUCAAUUAAAAUUGAUAGUGUUGAAUGUGAACCCGGGAGUCGACAGGGUGAUAAUUACAUGUCAUUAAUUAAACGUGCUGCUGUCCAAGGAAAACGACGUGAUUUAGAUUACCAACGAAAGCUCAUCGUAAAGCGCCAAAUAUCGAGUAUAUCUCGACGUCAGCUUUUCCGGUGUGACGAGGCUUUUGCGAAUGAAAUUGCCGCUUACACAAAAGUACUUCCCCAUCUCCGGCGUUUCUCCAGCAAUCGCCUGCCCUACCCAAAGUGUCUGUUUGCCGGAAUUGACGAUGCCGAGAAGGAGGUGAUUAUUCUUGAGGAUCUCCGGGAGAGUGGAUUUGAGAUGGAGGACAGACUCAAGGGAUUGGACUAUUCACACUGUUCACUCGUUAUGCAAGAAUUGGGCAAUCUCCAUGCAAUAUCUCUGGCUAUGAAGGUCAAAGAACCCGAAACAUUUGACACAGUAAGACAAAGUAUAUCGGAAAUUGUUUACUGUCCAGAAGCCAGAGAAUUUAUCUCAAACACCUUGGAAUGUUCCCUUCGGGACACCCUGACAAGUCUGAAAGCAACAAAUUCCGAUGGUCAUCUAACAGAUGCAAUUGGGAAAAUUGAGAGGAUGCAGGGAUGUAUGUAUGACAUAAUGUCGCGUCAUGUGCUGGAGAAUGAGGAAUCGUGGAAGGUGAUCUGCCAUGGUGAUAUAUGGAUUAAUAAUCUAAUGUUUCGUCAGAGAUCAACAGGAUGUGCUGAGCAUGUGAAAUUGGUGGAUUUGCAGACAAUGCGAUGUACAUCACCUGUGAUUGAUAUCCUUCACUUUAUCUACACCAGCACCGUGAGAGCUUUCCGUCAAACUCAUCUCGAUCAAUUAAUCACAGACUAUCAGAAAUCCCUCAUAAAAUCCCUCCAUAUCUAUCUCUCAUCCCAAAGUGCCCAGGAAGAUGCAUUCAAUCGCUUAGAGAUGCAAUUCUCCCUGGACAGCAUCAAGCGUGAACUCCAACGAAAGAUGCUCUAUGGCCUGGGAAAUUCAAUGUGGCUAAUGCCAGCUGUUACAUUUCAUCCCAAUCGCAUUCCCGAUCUCAAUUCUGUCACAAUCACAGAUUUUGGCAAUAGCACACAAAUGACACAAAUGCUAACACCUGAAUACCAUCGAAGGAUUCGGGAGAUGGUCCUCGAAUUCUACGAGGAGGGACUUUUGCACAAUUUAUGAUACACACAAUGCAUCAUUGUUAUCUCAGCUGUGAUUCUUAGCCCUCGAGUGGACUUUACUGUAAAAUGCUUCGCAUUCCUGUGUCUUUGAUAAAUUGGCCGAAUGAUGGUUUGUGUCUUGACUUUAAUAGCAUUUUUUCUCUCAUUCGGCUUAAAUUAGUAUUAGUAUGGGCUCUCUUUCAGUGAGAAAAAAAACGGGGGUGCGAUUAACUUUUUUUCCUCGUAACUUUAACACUUUUUAGGUGUAAAAAUAUAUCAACAUUCUUUAGUGUUAAUUUUACACCUUUUUAAGAUUAAAAUUAACAUGAAAAAGUGUAACUUUAACCCCUAAUACACCUAAAAAGCAUAAUAUUUACACCGAUUUCGGAUCAAUACUGCAGGGUAAAAUAAACAUUUCCGGAAUGUUAUUUUAACUUUUUCGGAUUUCUCUCAGUGCUGCUUUUUUAGUACAUGACUGUUCUCAAGUGCUUCUGUAUUAUCGACUUUUCUUUGUGUUGAUUCCUUUUAAGACUGUUUGGUGAUUUUAGAACACAGUGAGAACUCAUGAGAACAGCCGAGAAAGGAAGCAACGCAAAAAAAAAAACGAUAAUCUAGGAGCACUUGAGAACAGUCAAGUACUAAAAAAAAUGUUCAGGAGAAUGAUUUCCCCUUUUCAUGUAUUCAUUGGAAUAAGCUUCAUUCCCAUGGGGCCCGCUUUUCCCAGUCCUCGUCCUAUUCCAAAACCACUACACAGUCGUGAUAGAAAACAAUACAAAGAAUAUACGCUAAUGCAGGAGCACUUGAAAACAGUCGUGUAGUAAAAAAAAUAUUCAAAAGAAUGUUUUCCCUUUCUCAUUUAAUAUUGGAAUUGUACCUAUAUGGUGUUAUUCCAAUGAAAAAUGAGCUGGGAACAUCUUUCUCUUGAACAUCUUUUUUUUAGUACAUGACUGUUCUCAUGUGUUUCUGUAUUAUCGACUUUCCUUUGUGAUGGUUUCUCUCUCGACUGUUUGCACCAGUCCUCGUCCUGUUCCAAAACCACGAAACAGUCGUGACAGGAACCAGAACAAUCGAAUGUCGAUAAUGCAGAAGCACUUGAGAACAGGCAAGUGUUAAAAAAAUAUUCAGGAGAAUGAUUUACUUUUCUCAUUUUUUUCCUUGGAAUAAACUUCAUUCCAAUCGUGCCCCAGUUACCCCAGUCCUCGUCCUGUUCCAAAACCACAAAACAGUCGUGACAGGAACCAGAACAAACGAAUGUUGAUAAUGCAGAAGCACUUAAGAACAGUCAAGCGUUAAAAAAUGUUCAGGAGAAUAAUUUCCCUCAAAAUUAUCCCUCAAGUCAAAAAAAGGAAGAUGACUCUAAGCUAAGACACAAACCACUAAUAGGCUAAAUACGUUUUCAGAAAAACAAGACACAAACCUUCGUUCGGCUGGCGACGCUGGCGUUGAGGAGUCUGAACUCACAGUCAUUUAUAGAUUUUCCUUUGCAUGAGAAUAGUAUUUUUCCUAAAAGAGACGCUGGCGACUGUUCUCAACUUAGAGUUCUCAAAUUUCUAGUUGUAAAGUUCAACUAAAUUUCACAAAAGAUUCACGAAAACUUUCCCAAGCUAAAAGGGCAUUAACAGACUAAUAUUCAUAUUUUCUAAAUACUUCAAGCAAUACCUUUUUACUUAUGUGACAGAUAAAAAAUAAUUAAAAUCGUCUUGUAAACCGUUCUUAGUCAUAUAGAAAAUUUCUGGUGACCUAAAGGGGAUUUGAACUCGGAACAUUUUAUAACACAGUAAUUUUUUCAUGUUUCGUUAUUUUUUGAUGCGUUUCAUGAACCGUUCAAACGUUUCAGAAAACGGAAGAUUGCGUCUUUACAAAUUUCCACGUUUCGCUAACGUCAAAAUAACCUUGUCCAGGAAGCGUUUUGACACAAUUAACGUACAAUUUUCAUUUGACAUUCGUUCGGUCUCAAACGAUUCUUGAUCAUCUCUGCUUUGUUUUGUUACCGAAUUUCUAUAUAGAAGUUAUCAUACUUUAAAAAAAACGUACUUAGUAAACUUAUCAUGUUUCUAGAAACGUUUCGUUAUUAUCUGACGCGUUUCUGAACUUCUUGUAUCCUUUUUAUAUUUUUCUAAACGAUUCCGCAUUUCAAAAAUCAUCUAUCCACGUUUCCAAGAGGAAAACUGUCCACGUUUCGUUAUUCUUUAAUGCGUUUCUGAGUUUCAAGAAACAUUUCCACAUUUAGAAAAAAAAAGAUCAGCGUGUUUAUAGAAGUUUCCAUAUUUCUAGAAACGUUACGUUAUUCUUUUAUGCGUUUCUGAGUUUCUAAAACUGUUUCCGGAACUUAUAAAAACGAUUCUCCGUUUCCAGAAUCGUGUUCAUGUUCCUAAGAAUAAAAGUUUCCAUGUUUCUUUAGUCUUUAAUGCGUUCUUUGAAAAUUUACUGCAUUUCUGUGUUUCUAGAACCGUUUUCGCAAUUAUGAGAUAAAAACGUUGUCAUUUCAAGGGUCAUAGUCCCCUUCAAAAUAAAUAUGUUUCGUGUUCUUUCGAAAUGUUUUUAUGUUUGUAGAAACGCUUACGUGAUACUUCGAUAUCCUUCUGCCUUUUAAAAAUAGUUUCAACGUUUCAAGUAUCUUUUUCGACGUUUUUGCGUUUCUAGAGCGAUUUCCGGGAUUCUGGGAUGCCAAAAUUCUAAAUAUAUCACGACUUCAAUUCUUUAGAUUUCAUCUCAUCUUUACUUUUAGAUAAAUCGCGGGUUCAAUUCUCGACAAUGACAGACUUUUUUCCUCAUCUUUUUGACCUGAGAUUCCAAAUUAUUUAAUCGAACGAACCUUUUUAACAAUCCCAUAUUCAAUUUUUUAUAUGUCGCGGGUUCGAAUCCCGGUAAUAUCAUUUUUUCUUCACUAUUUUGACCUCUAACUCGAGUUUUUUUCCUAUCCUUAUAACCUUCCUAGAAGUAGAAGGAUUGAAUAACCCUGCUUGCAUUAUAUUUAUUUUUUUAUAUCUCGUAGGUUCGAAUCCCAGGAACGUCAGAUUUUUUCUCAUUUUUUUACCUGUAACUCAAGUUUUUCUAAAUUCUACGAACUUCCUAACUGUCCCAGGAUUGAGCCAUCCCGUUUGCUUAUGUUUACUUUUUAAUGUCAUGGGUUCGAAUCCCAUUAAUGUCAGACCUUUUUCUUCAUUUUUUCACAUGAUUUAGCAAACUUUUUCAAUCUUACAACCGUCCUAAUUGUCCCAGGAUUGAGUCGUCCUGCUUUCCAUAUAUAUAUACUUUUAAUAUGUCGCGGGCUCGAAUCCCGGUAAUGUCAAAUUUUUUUCUCAUUUUUUAAUCUGUAACCCAAGUUUUUCACAAUCCUAGAACCUUCCCUCUAAUAUGUCGCGGGUUCAAAUCUCGGUAAUGUCGAUUUGUUUUUCUCAUUUUCUUUUUAAAUCUGUAACUCAAGUUUUUCACAAUCCGAGAACUUUCCUCCUAAUAUGUCGCGGGUUCGAGUCCCGGUAAUGUCAAUUUUUUUAUCUGUAACCGAAAGCUAUUUGAUUCCUAGAACGUUCCUAGAAAUCCCUAGCUUGAUUUAUAUUACAAUGAGGGGAAAAACACUAAAUAGGAGA
Molecule: messenger RNA, 5555 nt
Organism: Phlebotomus papatasi
Lineage: Eukaryota; Metazoa; Arthropoda; Insecta; Diptera; Psychodidae
Exons: 3
Coding region: 704-1987 (427 amino acids)
Source: RefSeq, a predicted model, not a curated record